AUGGAUGAAGCGGAGAGGUCGUCGACAGAUGCUUUUAGGCUGGGGAAAAAGAAAGGGAGGGUUGGUCGAAGAAAGCAGCAACAACGACCACCAAUUACUCAAUCAAUGGGUAAAAGGUUGAGUAAAGUUGAAAGAGAUGUGGAUACAAUGAAGCGACUUAUGGACUUGGGUGAUGAUGAUGAUGAUGAUGAUGAUGAUGAUGAUGAUAUGCUCAUUCCUGACACUGGUGACCAAUCAAAUACCGAUGAUUAUGAAGGGUUUCUUGACCUUGGUUUUGUGCCACAAGUUGCUAUAUCUUUGAAUGUUGUCUACCCUGAUUCUUACUUUGAGGGGGAGAUUCCUCAAGAAACUAAUAGUGACAUUGAAUCUACCAAUGAACAACUCAAUCGUCAAAAGAUAAAGGCUUCCUUCUCUGAGGGAGCUCAUAACGUUGAAGCUGGAAGCUCUUCUGUUGUUGCUAUUGGUGAUCCUUCAGCACCUCCUCCUAUAAAGAAAAGAAAGUUGAUAUUUGAUCUAAAUGGAUUAGAAGAAACAUGGAGAUUGAUAGGAAGAAGUUUGGAGACAUUCUUACUCGCAGAACAAAGCAUGAUCCCAUCAUUAAAUGAGCUAGUCAAAUUUGGCUACAAUGAGUUGAUGCAAAUUCAAGAAAUUAUUGAUAAACACAAGGGUAUUCAUGCUCAGGAAGUGAAAUUGGAAAAUCAACAGCUACUCAACAAAGUCAAGAAGUUAAACCUUGUAUCAUCAGCUGGUCCAUAUAGACCAUCAUCCUCAGGAAGAACAGACGCUCCCAUACUGUCCAAGAAUACCAAGUUUCUUCUUCCUUAUGGUACUAGGUACAUCAGCAAUAAACUUCUAGCAGAUGUUGAACUAGUUCAAUACAUGUUCAUUCUAGAACUGGAGCAUGUGAUAUUUUAUCUUCGCAAUCAGAAUCAAAUGUGCUUUCAACACAUUGAUUAUCUUCAUUCUGCUCCCACUUAA
Molecule: messenger RNA, 978 nt
Organism: Lactuca saligna
Lineage: Eukaryota; Viridiplantae; Streptophyta; Magnoliopsida; Asterales; Asteraceae
Source: the annotation of a GenBank genome assembly